Pipistrellus kuhlii (Kuhl's pipistrelle) is the source of this 2982-nucleotide messenger RNA. RefSeq names its product phospholipase A2 group VI (gene PLA2G6). Gene Ontology annotation, cellular component: mitochondrion. Gene Ontology annotation, biological process: positive regulation of ceramide biosynthetic process; cardiolipin acyl-chain remodeling. The transcript has 18 exons. NCBI's taxonomy places the organism in Eukaryota, Metazoa, Chordata, Mammalia, Chiroptera, Vespertilionidae. Bases 205 to 2616 code for a protein of 803 amino acids. Gene Ontology annotation, molecular function: protein binding. The record is from RefSeq and is a predicted model, not a curated record.
CGGCCAGGCCUUCGCUGAUUGGCGGAGAGCGGUGGCUGUGGCCGGAGAGAGGGGGCGUUGUUUGCGGAAGUAAAGGAAGUGGAAGUGCUGAGUAAGCCGAGAUGACCUGGAAGCUGGUGACAGGGCGCAUGUGGCCCAUGUGACCGUGUGACUGGGACAGACGGAGGGGAAGGCAGCAGGGCCCCCCCACCGGCCCCGCAGAAGAUGCAGUUCUUUGGCCGCCUGGUCAACACCCUCAGCAGCGUCACCAGCUUGUUCUCUAACCCGUUCCGGGUGAAGGAGGUGUCUCUGGCUGACUACGCCUCGAGCGGCCGGAUCCGGGAGGAAGGGCAGCUGAUUCUGUUCCACAGCGUUCCCGGCCGCACCUGGGACUGCGUCCUGGUCAACCCCAGGCACUUGCAGAGCGCCUUCCGACUCUUCCAGCUGGAGACGGAGGCCGAGGCCCUGGUGACCUUCCAGCAGUAUUCCUCCCUGCUGCCGCCCUUCUACGAGAGCUCGGCCCACAUCCUGCAGGUGGACGUGCUGCAGCAGCUGAGCGACCUCAUCCGCAGCCACCCCAGCUGGUCCGUGGCCCACCUGGCGGUGGAGCUGGGCAUCCGAGAGUGCUUCCAUCACAGCCGCAUCAUCAGCUGCGCCAACAGCACGGAGAGCAAGGAGGGCUGCACGCCGCUGCACCUGGCCUGCCGUAAGGGCAAUGCGGAGAUCCUGCAGGAGCUGGUGCAGUACUGCCACGCCCAGGUGGACGUCACUGACCACAACGGGGAGACCGCCUUCCACUACGCCGUGCAGGGCAACAGCUCCCAGGUGCUGCAGCUCCUGGGGAAGAGUGCGUCGGCCGGCCUGAACCAGGUGAACAAACAGGGGCUCACCCCGCUGCACCUGGCCUGCCAGAUGGGCAAGCCGGAGAUGGUCCACGUGCUGCUGCUGUGCAACGCGCGCUGCAACGUCAUGGGGCCCCGCGGCUACCCCAUCCACACGGCCAUGAAGUUCUCCCAGAAGGGGUGUGCCGAGAUGAUCAUCAGCAUGGACAGCAGCCAGGUCCACAGCAAAGACCCCCGCUAUGGAGCCAGCCCCCUCCACUGGGCCAAGAAAGCAGAGAUGGCCCGCAUGCUGCUGACACGAGGCUCCGACGUGAACAACACCAGCUCCGUGGGCAACACGCCUCUGCACGUGGCAGUGACGCGCAACCGCUUCGACUGCGCCAUGGUGCUGCUGACCUACGGGGCCGACGCCAACGCCCGCGGGGAGCACGGCAACACGCCGCUGCACCUGGCCAUGUCGAGAGGCAACGUGGAGAUGAUCAAGGCCCUCAUUGUGUUUGGGGCAGAGGUGGACACCCCAAACGACUGUGGGGAGACCCCUACCAACAUAGCCUCCAAGAUCGGCAAAGCUGGCACCAGGAAGACAGUCUUAACUCUGCUGAGAAUCAUAGGGGCCGGCCACCGCUUCCCAGGGGCCCCCUCGGAGCUGGGCUCCUCAGCAGCACAGCAUUCCUUCUGCGGGGAAAGAUCUCAGCCCCCACCGAUCAGCUUAAACAACCUAGAGCUGCAGGACCUGGUGCACAUCUCCCGGGCCCGGAAGCCCACCUUCAUCCUGAACUCCAUGCGGGACGAGAAGCGGACCCACGACAACCUGCUGUGCCUGGACGGAGGGGGCGUGAAAGGCCUGGUCAUCAUCCAGCUCCUCAUCGCCAUCGAGAAGGCCUCGGGCGUCGCCACCAAGGACCUCUUUGACUGGGUGGCCGGGACCAGCACCGGAGGCAUCCUGGCCCUGGCCAUUCUGCACAGCAAGUCCAUGGUCUACAUGCGUGGCGUGUACUUGCGCAUGAAGGACGAGGUGUUCCGGGGCUCCCGGCCCUACGAGUCGGGGCCCCUGGAGGAGUUCCUGAAGCGGGAGUUCGGCGAGCACACCAAGAUGACGGACAUCAGGAAGCCCAAGGUGAUGCUGACGGGGACGCUGUCGGACCGGCAGCCGGCCGAGCUCCACCUCUUCCGCAACUACGAGGCCCCGGAGUGCGUGCGGGAGCCUCGCUGCGGCCAGAACGUCAACCUCAAGCCUCCGACUCAGCCCUCAGAGCAGCUGGUGUGGCGGGCAGCCCGGAGCAGCGGGGCAGCCCCCACCUACUUCCGGCCGAGCGGGCGCUACCUGGAUGGCGGGCUGCUGGCCAACAACCCCACGCUGGACGCCAUGACCGAGAUCCAUGAGUACAACCAGGACAUGAUCCGCAAGGGCCAGGGCAACAAGGUGAAGAAGCUCUCCAUCGUCGUCUCCCUGGGGACAGGGAAGGCCCCGCAGGUGCCCGUGACCUGUGUGGACGUCUUCCGUCCCAGCAACCCCUGGGAACUGGCGAAAACUGUGUUUGGGGCCAAGGAACUCGGCAAAAUGGUGGUGGACUGUUGCACGGAUCCGGACGGGCGGGCCGUGGACCGGGCCCGGGCCUGGUGCGAGAUGGUCGGCAUCCAGUACUUCAGAUUGAACCCCCAGUUGGGGACAGACAUCAUGCUGGAUGAGGUGAGCGACACGGUGCUGGUCAACGCCCUCUGGGAGACCGAGGUGUACAUUCACGAGCACCAGGAGCAGUUCCAGAAGCUCAUCCAGCUGCUGCUGUCCUCCUAGCCCGCCAGCCACCGCUUCCGCCUCCCCUCAGACACUAAGGGCGCCCUCGUUUGCCAGCCCCGGGCCCUCCCGUCCUCCGGCGCAGCCGCCCGUCUGCCUUCUGCCCUCUCCCCUGGGGGUGGGGCUCGAAAAGCUACUGACACUGACCACCCCCCACCCCGUCAGCAGGGGGAGCCCACGCUCAGGAGAGGGGCGCCCCAUUCAACUUUGCACCUCGUACCCUCCCAGCCACCUGCGCCUCAGUGCCCCACCUGUGACUGCCUCGGCUCCCAACGGUCGCUCCCGGACUUGUGAUUCUUCCGGCAGACAGUGAUUUACGAGGGGGCGGGGCGCCCCAAACUGUGAAAUAAACGGUUUGAUUCCGGU